CCCCGACCUCGGUAAGGAUAUUGCCAAGCCUAUGCGUCGUUCCAAUUCCUCCUCAUCGUCGUCGUUGGCCAAGGUCAAACGUGGGAUAGAGAUGCUCCCCAGCACGGAUAGCAGCAUCCAUGCUACCCGGAACGGUGGAGUAGGCGACCGCCUUAAAAUAUACUCCGCCCGACUAGUCAGUCCCCCGACGUGUCAGCGACGCGCAGAAUCUGGCCGGUGUUUGCAGUUGUAGGCAGAGGCAGGAGCCAACAGAUCGAGCCCUGAAGCCGGCAGCAGUGGCGGCGGCCUCUCAUCAGGCGCCUACUCCACCGUUCUCCCAGGAGGGAAUUGAAGUGGAGGGAAGAGCAGAUCGAGGCGCGGCGCCCCCCCUCGGCCGGUGCCCUGAGGAAAGAACAAAUCCAGGCCAAUAUAAUGGAUGACAACAGUAUUCAGCAAUCAUUGCUAGCUGACACUCCUAAUGCGCUGCAGCAGAAGCCAUCAGAAGGAGUGAAUCGGUUUCGACGAUGCAGGUCGACUCCUUCCUCAGAUCCUGUUCAAAGCCCCCCUGAGAAAGGCUCAUCGGUUACAGCCAAGGAGUUAUUCAAGGAGAUGAGGCCGAGUUUCAGACUAGUAGGACUUCUCCUUUUUGUCUACCUACUACUGGGUGUCCUGGCAUUUUAUGCUGUCAUGGAUGAGAUAUCAGGCAAGCGAACAAACAGGGUGCUUGAUGCCUUGUACUUCUGUAUUGUCACAAUGACCACUGUGGGCUAUGGAGACCUCGUCCCUAACAACGACGCAACAAAACUGCUUGCCUGUGCUUUUGUCUUCAUGGGUAUGGCAGUCGUUGCUCUCUUUGUCAGCAAAGUGGCAGAUUAUCUUGUUGAGAAGCAGGAAGUGCUGUUCUUCAGAGCAUUGCACACAAAUAUGAAGGGUGGUGAGGCCAAGAUGCUUAGAGCAAUUGAGACAAACAGGAUUAAAUAUAAAUUUUACACAAAUGCUGUGGUUCUUGUGUUAUGCAUUGUUUCUGGGACUGUAUUUCUGUGGAAAGUGGAGAGGCUGAGUUUUGUUGAUUCCUUCUACUGUGUAUGUGCCACAAUCACUACCCUGGGUUAUGGGGAUAAAAGCUUCUCAUCCAAACUGGGGCGUAUUUUUGCGGUCUUUUGGAUUAUCACGAGCACUAUCAUCAUGGCACAGUUCUUCAUGUACCUUGCUGAGAUCUACACUGAGCGCCGGCAGAAAAUGCUGGCGAAUUGGGUUCUCACACGCAAAAUGACAAAAAGGGAUUUGGAGGCAGCUGAUCUGGAUGAUGAUCGACAAGUUGCUGCUGCAGAAUUUGUUGUGUACAAGCUCAAAGAACUGGGCAAGAUCAACCAAGAGGAGAUUUCUUCUUUUCUGGAGGAGUUUGACAAGCUGGAUUAUGACCACUCCGGCACCCUCUCCCCAUAUGACCUUACCCUAGCACAAUCCAUUCAGUGAAAAACAUGCCUUCUCCAUUGAUUUACUGUUUCAAUGGCUUUCUCUGAUUCUGCUAAGUAGUUAUCAGCUGUGCUCUGUCCAACUGUCCAUAUGUAAUUCUGUAGGUAACAAAAGAAACAAGUGGUCCUUAUAUUGUACAUCUAAUAUAGUGGAUCAGCUCACCGGUUCUUGAAUACGUGUAAGAGAAGUAUUUGUGAAGUUUCACCAAGCUUGUACACCUGCAGAUAUAUAUGAAAUCUGAUCAGCUAUUUUCUGUGUGCAAUGUUUUCG
Oryza brachyantha (malo sina) is the source of this 1725-nucleotide messenger RNA. Its product is annotated as two pore potassium channel a. Gene Ontology annotation, molecular function: potassium ion leak channel activity. Bases 412 to 1455 code for a protein of 347 amino acids. NCBI's taxonomy places the organism in Eukaryota, Viridiplantae, Streptophyta, Magnoliopsida, Poales, Poaceae. Gene Ontology annotation, cellular component: plant-type vacuole membrane. The transcript is spliced from 4 exons. The record is from RefSeq and is a predicted model, not a curated record. Gene Ontology annotation, biological process: potassium ion transmembrane transport; stabilization of membrane potential.